AUGCCCGACGCUUUUUUCGCAGGGACGAAGCAGCGCAAGCGGAAGCGCUCCGAUGCAGAGCCACGGCAUGGCGUAAAAAAGUUCGCUCGAAAGCCGCAGCAUGGUUCAGACAAAGUCAACGCAAAACCAAACUCAAAAGCAAAGCCAAACCCAAAAAAACGCAGGGACGAAGAGCUCUCAGACCAAACCGACUCUGAUGGCGUCGGCGCAGUAGACGACAUGGACCUCCGCGCCGACUCUGUCGACCCCAACGCAAGCGAUGCAGAGGAAGAUGAAGACGAGACGCCAGCUGAGAAACGGCUGCGGCUUGCACAGUUGUAUUUGGAGAGUGUUAAAUCUGGCUUGGCGGAGGGCGAGUUCGAUGCGGCAGAGGUGGAUAGGGAGUUGAUCCAGGCGCGACUUAAACAAGAUGUACUCGAACAUUCGGGCAAAGCGCAUUUAUUCAUCGCAGACUCUUUCGACUUUACCCAACCGCCCACAUCCGUCCUGCGCACGCGCGGGCACAGGCUGUCCGUCACAUCCGCCGUCGCGUCCGAGUCGGGCUCAGGCCCUUCCACUGCCUACCUCUUCACAUCCGGUAAAGAGGGACAUAUCAUCAAAUGGGAUUUGUGCACGGGUAAAAAGGUCGCUUCGCUCUUUAAACUUCGGGACCCCGCCUCUGCCUCUGUCGAUGCCCCAACCAACGGCAAUGGCAAGGGGAAAGCGCAGGGGAAGGGGAAGGGCAAAGGGAAGGGCAAAGGCAGAGCGCCCCCGGACGCGGCGGUGCCAGGACACACGGACGAGGUGCUCGCGCUCGCGCUGAGUGGCGACGGGAGGUACCUCGCGAGUGCGGGUCGCGAUCGCCGCGUGUGUGUAUGGGACGCGGCGCGUGCGGAGUGGGUUAAGUCGUUCUGUGGGCAUUUGGGGCAUAAGGAUGCUGUGAAUGCCGUAAGCUUCAAAAAGGGGACAAACCAGCUCUACUCCGCCUCCGCAGACCGCACACUCAAAGUAUACGACCUCACGCCCUCCGUGCUCGGCUACGUCGAGACAUUAUUCGGGCACCAAGACGGCGUACCCGCACUCGACGCUCUGCGCGGGGACACGUGCGUCAGCGUCGGCGCGCGGGACAAGACGGCGCGGUUUUGGAAGAUUGUGGAUGAGACGCAGUUGGUGUUUAGAGGUGGAGGACGGAGUAGGGUGCGGGAGGUGUUGGAGGGGGGGUUGAGGGGGGAUGAGGAGGGGAGUGAGGAUGAGGAGGGGGAGGAGGAGGAGGGGGAGGGGGUGGAUGGGAAGGGGAGUGGGGGUGGGAAUGGAAAGGGGAAGGGGAAGGGGAAAGAGAAGAAGUUUGUAGAGGGCAGUUUGGAGAGUGUGGCGAUGAUUGACGAGACGACGUUUGUGAGUGGUGGUGAUAGCGGCUCGAUAUGCCUUUGGAGCACGCUGAAGAAAAAACCGGUGUUCACGCAGCCGCUUGCGCAUGGGUUCAACGAGGUGCUGUCCGAGUCGGAGGGCGUUAUUAAGACGCCAAGGUGGGUUACUGCUCUAGGCUGUCUGCGCUACUCGGAUAUCUUUGCUUCCGGAUCUUGGGACGGUGAAGUGAGGCUAUGGAAGGUAGAUGCGAAGCUAAAGUCGUUUAGUCUCGUCGGGACUGUCUCCGUUCCUGGCGUGAUCAACUCGCUGCAGCUGCUGAGCACGACAAAGGCGUUUUUAGAGGCUACUACCUGGGGCUCGCCCUCCUCUUCCUCGUCUUCCUCUUCCUCUUCCUCCUCAGCAACGACAACGCAAAAAGACAUUGAUAUGGACCCGACUACAACAACGACAACGACAACGACGAGUAUGAACAAGAAGAAGCCGGCAGAGGUACCUGUGAACCCGUUCAUACUCGUCGCGGGUGUAGGGCAGGAACAUAAGCUUGGGCGGUGGUUGAGUGUGAAGCAUCAGCCGCAGCAGCAGCAGCAGGGUGAAGGAGAAGGAGGAAACGACGGCGGUGCUGCUGCGCGGAACGGCGCGGUUGUGUAUGCGUUUUGGCCGCGGACGUUGGGUUCCUCUUCUCCCUCUUCGUCGUCGUGA
Messenger RNA from Psilocybe cubensis, 2046 nucleotides. RefSeq lists its product as uncharacterized. Gene Ontology annotation, cellular component: small-subunit processome. Bases 1 to 2046 code for a protein of 681 amino acids. The transcript has 6 exons. Gene Ontology annotation, molecular function: protein binding; snoRNA binding. The record is from RefSeq and is a predicted model, not a curated record. Lineage: Eukaryota; Fungi; Basidiomycota; Agaricomycetes; Agaricales; Agrocybaceae.